Messenger RNA from Kluyveromyces marxianus DMKU3-1042, 3807 nucleotides. It is a transcript of the gene NST1, whose product is annotated as Nst1p. The transcript has a single exon. Bases 1 to 3807 code for a protein of 1268 amino acids. The record is from RefSeq and is a predicted model, not a curated record. Lineage: Eukaryota; Fungi; Ascomycota; Saccharomycetes; Saccharomycetales; Saccharomycetaceae.
AUGGUUGCCCAUAAGAAAGGGAAGAAGAAGAGUAAGAAGCAACAUGGGUCUGGGUCUGAGAAGGAGGUGAAGGAUUCGAAAAUUCAUGCUGAAAUCAUAGAUGAGGAGUCCGAAUAUCCGACUUCGCGGGUUAUUAAAAGGGCUCCAAAUGGGGAUGUAAUAGUGGAGUCGCUUCCGGAGCAGGAUUCAGGAGAUGGUAGUGAUUCUCAUAAUGAUCGUACUGGCCCCGGAGGUGCGCUUGGUGAUACGGUAGAGGAUGUAGAGGAUACGAAAUGGCCGAUCAAGUUGGAUACGCAUUGGGAAUCCUUGUCAUUAGAAGAAAGGAGGAAUAUAUUACGAAUCAGCAAAGAUGAGCUCUUUGAAAUGAUCAAGUCGUACAAGAAUGUCCAUAGCUGUGAUUGCAGUAUGUGUGGUCGUAACAAUAAUAUGAAUAUAGAGCAAGAGAUUGAACAGAUAUAUGCCGAACUCUAUGAAUCAGCAAAAUAUGAAGAUGCCGAAACGGACUUUAUACAGUUUCAUUUGAAGCUCAUAAAAGAGUACCAGAGCAAAGGAAACGAUUCCAGUUACUUCCAUUCACAUCAUCGUAAGCAUUCUAACCAUAAAGAGGGAGACUCUGUAGACACGGCCAAUAGUGGAGAUCAUAUUGAUAAUUCAUCAAAUAAUGAAGAGCAAAGCACAGUCAAACUUCCGAAAAACUCAAAUACGGACAGUGCACAGGACGAUUCUAACGAUCCAUUCCUCAAGUCAUUACAUGCUGAUUAUCCUAUCAAGUAUUAUCUGCCCGAAGAAGUACUUGCUGCGGAAGAAGCAGAUGAGUUAAAGUACAUGGACAAAGCUGAUGCAAAUACCAAUUCACAUCCAACAUUUUCCCCUCCUUCAAAACAUUCACCAGCAUCAUUAGAUUGGAAACAAGAAAUUAAACAGUUUAAGAGCAGUAAGCAAAAACAACUAACUGAGACUGAUAUCCAGCCUUCGGGUGACCUACAAAGGUUGCAAGAAGUUGAACAAAUCAGCGCAUCGCCUUCAUACGGUGAAGUCGAUUCUAAGUUGUUGUCAUUUGCUAAAACUCUAGUAUCAUCCCAUCCACACAUUGCUGAGGAGUUCAUUAACAGAGCGAUAAUGUAUCCACAUAUCAAGGCUAUCACUGAAGACAUGAUGAAUAAUGAGGGCGAAGGCUUGAAAAACGCCAUGGAAAGCUUGGUCUUGCAGCAGCAACAACACCAACAAGAGAACGAAGAUGCAUUAUCACAAUAUGAGGCUACUUCUUCAGAUGGUGGUGACCUCGAAAACUCUUCUCAAGACAAUAAUAACUCAGACGAAAAUGAGGAUGAUGACAGCAAGCAAAAAAACGAUGGCAAAACUAUUGAUACUGUGAGUGCUACUGGAAGUACGGAGAUAGAAGCAUUGAUAAAUAAUGUGAAUUUUGAUUUUGUUAAGGAUCCAACUUCAGUUUCAUCGCUAAUAGGUGCAUGUUAUGAUGUGAUUAAUAACAAAGACAAGCGCUUAGAGAUCGAUAAGGACAAUAGAGAACAUAAAGAAGAGCUUGAACGUUUACGUCAUGAAAUAUCAGCAGCUGAAUCCCAUGAAUCUUAUGAUUGGUCAAAUGACGAAUAUGAAGAAGGCAGCGAGCGAAAUGAGCCUGAUGAAGACUACAUCGACGAUGAAGAUAUCGAUGAUCAUCACUUGGAUUCAGAUUAUGAUGAUGAUGACGUAAUUUAUGACGAUAUUGAUGAGAAUGUUAAAUCUAAUAAGGAAUCAUAUUCCACAGAUCAUGGCCAUGGUUCCUUGGUUGACCGCCAUCAUAAAUCAUCGAUGCCUAACGAUUCAGAGGAAUGUAUUGACGAUGAUUACGAUAGCGAAAUUGAUCAUGCGGAACGUCUGGAAGAAGGAAGAAGGCUCAUUCAGAUAGCGAUCACCAAGUUACUACAAAAGAAACUAAUUGCCUCUUAUCAAGAGAAAGAAGCUGAAAAGAACAGAGAAAGAUUGUUAAUGGAGUUGGAAGCGGAAGAGAACCAAAAGAAAGAGAGGGAGAAACGAAAGCAGAAGAAGAAAGAGAAAGAGAAAGAGAAAAAACGUUUGCAACAGUUGGCAAAGGAGGAGGAGAAAAGAAGACAAGAAGAAGAAGAACUUCGUUUAAAGAAGGAGGCUGAAGAGAAAGAGCUGGCACGUAGAGAAGCUCAGAGGAAAAAGGUUGAAGAAGCAAAGCGUAAGAGUGAUGAAAAACGUAAGAAGAAACUAGCAGAGCAAAGGCGUCGUGAGGAAGAACAAGAGCGCAUUCGUAAAGAAAAGGAAGAGUUAAAGAGGCAACGUGAAGAAGAACAGAAGCAGAAAAAAUUGGAGAAGGAGAAAAAGCAGCGAGAAUUAGAAGAGCAACGUCAACAGAAAAAGAGAUUGGAAGAAAUAGAAAAGCAAAAACAACAGCAACAGCAACAGCAACAGCAAACGGAGGCUACUAUCAAGAGUCAAGAGCAUGCAUCAAUGGACAUUUCAAGGGCAGAAGCCACCCCAUAUAAUCUUAUUACAAACGAUGUAUUUCAUUCAAAUACUACCUUGAAUGAUGACAUAUUCAAUAUGAUCAAUCAAGCCUCGAAAUCAAUGUCAUCAUCUCCAUCUAGGACUCAAGAUAGUGCUCUGGAUGCUAGUAUGCUAGCAUCUAGAGGAAUCCAUAACCCAAUGUCUACAGAAGAUGUGCUACUACCCCCUUCAUCAACAUAUUCACUACCUAACACUUCUCCUCAUACACAGACUGCUUUCUCUCAACAGGGAUCUUCAUUGCCGUUAAACUCACUCGGUAGUUGGGAACAGUCACAGUCUUCACAAGCUUACUAUAAUGCCCAAAAUCCAUCAGUUGAAGUCCCUAACACUCUUCCUUCAUAUGCUGAUGGAAAUGUCAAUGUGUCAAAUGAAGUGAAUAGUAUAACAAACUUCUUGAAAGAUACUACUAUAAAUGAUAUUCCAAUAAGUUCGAAAAACUCACUUCCUUCUCAGUCUCUAGAACCUCUCAGUAUAUCUCCUCGCCCACAGUCUGUUGUCUACAACCGACCAGCUCUAUGGAGUAACGACACUACUCAAAGAAUCAAUAGAUUCAACCAUCAACAGGCCCAGCCAAAUCAAUUGUCUUCUUCGCAACAAAGGAGAUCCAUAUGGGACUCUAGCUCGGAUUCAGCUUUUGCAGUAAAUUCAACAAACGGAUUUGGCUCCAGUAUCUGGGGUAGCGCAACACCAAUACAAGCUCCAGCUACAACGAUAUUACCUUCUCCGCAGGCUACUGAACCUUCAAAUGAGUCAUACAUGGAUAUUUUAACUAACUGCUACAAAUUGUUGUCACCAGACAAUAGUUUUGUUCCAUUGGAUAAAUUGUACCAAGCAUCUUUGACUCAAAUCAAUGCUAAGUCUGUUUUAUCUUAUUCGCAGUUCGUAUCAACGUUAAUGUCAAUGAAAAAACUAAAUAAAUGUGAACUCCUAAAUGAUAACACAGGAAUGUUAGCAUAUUGUCGGAUGGGAGGACCAAUGUCUGCAGGAUUAUCUGCGUAUUCUCAAGGUUCAUACUCCGGUGCACCUUCACAUGCUACCGCAGAUACGCAGUCUCUCGGUGCUAUUCCGACUACUGCUGCUCCAACAAAUCCGUUGGCUCAAUCUUUGAACUCUAUAUUUGGGGAUGUGUCGUUUUCACAAGCAAUUCCCGCUGUGCCUGCGCCAGUAUCUCAAAUAGAUGGAAUGUCUAAUACAAACCCUGAUCCUGCGAACUAUCUGAACUACGAUCAGUCAUUCCCAGUAUCUUAUCAAGGUAGUAACAUUUGGAGCUAG